AGUUUAUGAAAUUUCUCACAACUGAGUACAGUCUGGAUCUUCUACUGAAGGUUCUGUCAUUUGCAGUACCUUGUAUGGUGUUUGUCUUAAAGUAUGCUUCUUUUUGCUUCGGUAGUGAAACAGUAGAAUAUCUCAUGGAGAGUGUUAUAAGCGAUUGGAAUUUGCUGGAAACUAAUGCUGAGCUUGAAAUUAUAAAAAAACAUUCUGAUUUUGGACGAUUAUAUGCAUUGUUCUUUACACUGGCUGUGUACUCCGGUUUGUUUUUUUAUUUGUUGAUUCAAUUUAUACCAAAUUUCCUCGAUAUCGUAGCACCGCGAAACGAAUCACGGUUGCAUAACAUACCACUAGCUGCAGAAUACUUUGCCGAUGAACAGGAAUAUUAUCUUCCGAUUUUAUUGCAUAUCGAUAUAAUAGCUCUUAUAGGAUUCACCACUGUGAUUUCUACGGAAUCUUUAAUUACAGCGUAUGUGCGACAUGCCGUAGGGAUGUUUGAAGUCGCUAGUUACAGAAUAGAACAUGCAUUUGACGAAGUAUUAGACAUGAUGACAUCACAAAAAUGUUGUUCGUAUUGUAGAAAAAUAAUAAACGCCGUUCAUAUUCAUAGGAGAGCGACACAAUUUAUCGAGUUUUUAAGAUCCGGCUUUGUUAUUUCAUAUUUUUUCUUACUUUGCUUGGGAGUUACUUCUUUGACUGCUAAUUUACUGCGUCUCUUUUUAGCUACACAAUAUCUAGACAAUUUACAAGAAUGCAUUACAGCCGUGUUACUCGUCCUCGGUCAUAUUUAUUAUAUAUUUUUUGGCAACUACACUAGCCAGAAAUUAAUAGAUCAGAGCACAGAUGUAUUUCACAAAACAUAUGUAUCACAAUGGUAUGAUGCUCCACUGCAUACACAAAAAUUACUAUUAUUUAUGAUGCAACAAACCAUCAAAGGUACCGCUAUGUCCGUGGGUGGUAUAUUUGUCCCAUCGUUGGAAGGUUUUGCAACAAUCACCAGUAUGUCGGUCUCAUACUUCACAGUAAUUUCUUCUAUUAAGUAAUAUCAAAAUAUCGAUCAUAAAGUCAGUCAUAUAUGUAUAGCAGCACACAUUUUUAAUUUUAAAGAAUCCAAAUUCCGAGACAUAAUAAAGAGAUCUUUAAAAAA
Messenger RNA from Vollenhovia emeryi, 1141 nucleotides. RefSeq lists its product as uncharacterized. Bases 6 to 1037 code for a protein of 343 amino acids. Gene Ontology annotation, biological process: sensory perception of smell; detection of chemical stimulus involved in sensory perception of smell. The transcript has 8 exons. Gene Ontology annotation, cellular component: plasma membrane. The record is from RefSeq and is a predicted model, not a curated record. NCBI's taxonomy places the organism in Eukaryota, Metazoa, Arthropoda, Insecta, Hymenoptera, Formicidae. Gene Ontology annotation, molecular function: odorant binding; olfactory receptor activity.